Cynara cardunculus var. scolymus (artichoke) is the source of this 710-nucleotide messenger RNA. RefSeq lists its product as uncharacterized. Bases 90 to 620 code for a protein of 176 amino acids. Lineage: Eukaryota; Viridiplantae; Streptophyta; Magnoliopsida; Asterales; Asteraceae. The transcript has a single exon. The record is from RefSeq and is a predicted model, not a curated record.
UGAAGUAAAAGGGGGAUCGUCACUCUCUCCAUAACUUUCAAGGGAGGUUACUACGCCUGAAGCAACUCCCAAAUUGGCGUAACCGUAUCAUGUGCGAUUGUUUCUUAUCGUUUGCUUCAUGUAAACCCCAAAGCAAUUUCCAAUCCGAUCGUCAAAAACCCUUGUUGAUCAUCAAGGAUAACGAUUAUGAUACUGCUGCCGCCGCCGCCGCCGCCCAGUUACACAAUCCGACGGCGGCGAUGGCUUUGAUUCUCACAUCCUGGCUCAACGGUCACUGGUUACGUUAUUUGAUACCUUUUCUCUGUUCUCCUUUACUAAUCCCUAUCGUUUGCGCGACUUUCCCCUUCCUUUGUGCCGCUGAGGUCUGUUUCCGCCUCUGCCGCCGUCACCGGUUGAAAUCAGCUGCUCCUCGACCACCGCCACCGCCAGUGAUUCCGCGGCGUGUAAACGAUGUAGAAGGCGGACGACAGGUAAAAACUGAAUUUAGUUUGUUAAAUAGGUAUCUGGAUGAUCAAUUAGAGCUUGCUUUUGAGAUUUUACGUGAAUGUGGGGGUGAAUUAGGUUAUGAUUAUGAUUAUAUGGAGGAUUUCGAUGGUAAUCGGAGUAAUAUGUUGUGUUAGAUUUGGUAGAUUUUUGUAUAACGACCUGUUCUUCUUCUCUCUGUGGCUUUGAUUGUACAUAACUGAUCUCGAUAAUACCUAGGAUUUUGA